CACACAUGCGCACACAGACACACACACACACACACACACACACACAAAAGAGGUGUCUAAGGCUGUGAGUUGGUUUUCUGAGUCACAAAAUCAUACCAGAGUUUUCAGUCUGGCAUACACUGCAGAGCACAAACACUCCACCAGCACCCUCCAAUCAAGGGACAGGCUUCCCUUAUCCUUCUGGAAAUAUUCUUGGAUUUUCCCUCAGAACUGCCAGGCAGCUCUCCAAGGCUCUAUAUACCCCAUACUAUUUGUUUAUGUACUUGUUUACUCCUUUUGCAACUCAAGCCAGUCCUGCUGCCUUUUCAUGCCCAAGCAGCAUCUGCCCCUCCCCAAGCACUGGGUGGGGCUCUUAGACCAGUUAAAGGCGCUGAGCAUCUGUGGGUGUUGCAACACGCCAGCCCAGCCUUGCCUAGCGCUCUGAAAGAAAGCCUGCGACAGAAGGGAGAGAAGUGGCCCCAAGUGCAGCUGAAAGCACUCCUUGGGAGUCAGCCAAGACCCUCCAUCCAAGCAGGGCCAGAUCCUUGCACAUGGCCAUGAUAAGGAGAGGCUUCCAGGUGGCAGCAAGACUUGGCCACCACAGAGGCCUUCUUGGGGCCCCCCGUAUCCUGCCCAGACUCAACCCUGCCUCAGCAUUUGGAUCCUCCACAGACUCCGUGUUCUCAAGAUUCUUGCCAGAGAAGACAGAGUUGAAGGAUGAUGCUCUUCCCAAUGCCAGCUGGUGUUUGGACAUGCUGUGCCUGUACCAAGAAUUUCUGGAGAAGACCAAGUCUAGCGGCUGGAUCAAGCUGCCCUCCUUCAAGUCUAACAGAGACCACAUCUAGGGACUCAAUCUCCCAUCUGGACUGGCAGUUUCCUCGGACAAGGGUGACUGUCGCAUCUUCACCAGGUGCAUCCAAGUGGAAGGACAAGGCUUUGAGUAUGUCAUCUUUUUCCAGCCAUCCAGGAAGAAGUCGGUCUGUCUUUUCCAACCAGGCCCCUACCUGGAGGGGCCCCCAGGGUUUACCCACAGCGGGUCCCUGGCAGCCAUGAUGGACGAGACCUUUUCUAAAACUGCCUUCCUGGCUGGAGAGGGGGUGUUCACACUAAGCUUCAACAUCAGGUUCAAAAACUUGAUCCCCAUGAGCUCUCUGGUUGUAAUGGACAUAGAAGUGGGAAAGAUUGAGGACCAGAAGCUUUACAUGUCCUGCAUCGCCCACAGCAGAGACCAGCAGACAGUUUACACCAAGUCCUCAGGUAAAGGAGCCCCCAGCCCAGCCCCAGGCCCUGUCCUGCCACCACCCACCCCCAGAACAAACAGGAGGAAGGAAAGAUGCCAAGGAUUCUUCCCAAGCUGCAGUCCAGCUUCUUUAGGGGAGGGAUAGGGCACCUACUGGGGACACAGAUGAAGUGAGGGAGAGCAGAACUAGGAUUUUUUUUUCUAUGUAUGAGUUAUCCAACCUGUAACGAAAGGACAAGACCCAGGUAAUGGGUAAUUUGGAGCCAAAUGCUCAGAGUGUCCAUCAAACUCCUGCCAUCUCAGUGCAGCUCUUGCAGCUCAGCUCACCCUUCUCUUGCAGGUGUUUUCCUUCAGCUGCAGCUGGAAGAAGAGUCUCCCCAGUAACAGUCACUCUGCCUGCAGGAGAGCCUCCCACUGCCUCCCUGCCUGCCUGGGACCCACCAAAGAGCAACUGCUUCCUCAAGAAGCAGUUGGUGAGGCAAGGGAAAGGACCCUUUUCUCUGAGUAAAUAAAGUCUCACAGCCCCA
Macaca mulatta (Rhesus monkey) is the source of this 1746-nucleotide messenger RNA. The record is from RefSeq and is a predicted model, not a curated record. NCBI's taxonomy places the organism in Eukaryota, Metazoa, Chordata, Mammalia, Primates, Cercopithecidae.